Messenger RNA from Alternaria novae-zelandiae, 1623 nucleotides. RefSeq lists its product as uncharacterized. The record is from RefSeq and is a predicted model, not a curated record. Gene Ontology annotation, biological process: carbohydrate metabolic process. The transcript is spliced from 2 exons. The coding region runs from base 1 to 1623 and encodes 540 amino acids. Lineage: Eukaryota; Fungi; Ascomycota; Dothideomycetes; Pleosporales; Pleosporaceae.
AUGUGUGCCCGGUCCUCGCUGUCCAUUGUCUUCGGUACCUCUCUCUGGCUCCUCAAGACUGCCUUAAUACCAUCUGACAAGAUGCGCAACCUCAUGGUACUCGGCGCGCUCUCCAAUAUACCGUUGCUCAUCUCAGCGCAAUGUCCAGAAUACGUGGACUACGCGUUGGAGGUUCAUGAACCUCUGAGUUCCGGCAAAAACCAGCUCGCCUACCAACGGCCGUCCGAAGAAUGUCGAACUUUCAAAUCGCAAGGCCUGGAGGAUACUGUUGCGCGCAUGGAAAAUGUAAUCAAGGAUCCGGACCUGUACCGCCUCUUCCAGAACGCCUAUCCCAACACGCUCGACACGGCCAUCAAAUGGAAGGGCUACGCUGCCAACAACACAGAGGAGGAGCUGACGUUCAUCAUCACUGGAGACAUUAACGCGAUGUGGCUACGCGACUCGUCGAAUCAAUUACAAAGUUACCUGCCGCUGUUGAACGCCAGCAGCGAUCCCAACUCAAUCGCGAGCUUGUACCGGGGAGUCAUCAACCUUCAGGCACGAUACCUACUUGCAGCGCCGUAUUGCAACUCUUUCCAACCGCCUCCCGAGAGCGGUGUUCCUCCGGCAGAGAACGACUCUGCGAAUGAAGAUAUCGUCUUUCCCAAGAUUGACAAUAGCACAGUAUUCGAAUGCAAGUAUGAGCUCGACUCGCUUGCAGCGUUUCUACAAAUAUCUGCCGACUACUAUGAGGCAACUGGCGAUGCCGCUUUCUUUGGCAAGUUCCAGUGGGUCAAAGCUGUCGAAGCGGUACUGGAUGUGGCCGAGGACAUGAUGCUUCCUACCUAUGGUGCAGACGGAGCAGUCCUGCAGAGUCCAUAUACAUGGGAGCGAACCACCACCCGAGCGACCGAAACUCUUGCAAACGACGGAAUCGGCAAUCCUGUUGCCAACGGCACUGGCUUGAUCCGGAGCGCGUUCCGACCGAGCGACGAUGCCACUAUUUACCAGCUCUACAUCCCAGCCAACAUGAUGUUUAGCUCGUACCUUACUCCAACGGCCGAAAUUAUGGGCAAACUUAAUAACACAAACUCUGCAGCACUUUCGAAGAGAAUGUCUGGGCUCUCAGAGUCGGUGCGCAACGCUAUCGAGACCCACGGAACAGUCGACCACGCGGUAUAUGGUAAGGUCUACGCAUUCGAGGUUGAUGGCUUCGGCGGGCGCAACAUCAUGGACGACGCCAACAUCCCGGGUCUCCUCUCAGCCCCAUUCUUCAAGUACCCGGUUAACGAGGAGACGUAUGCGAAUACGCGCGACCUCGUGCUCAGCUCCAUGAACCCUUACUUUAUGAGAGGUCCCGUGAUCAACGCCAUUGGUGGACCGCACCAGGGACCGGGCAUGGCCUGGCCGAUGGCUUCUAUUGUUCGCAUCUUCACGAGCGAUGACGAGAGCGAGAUCGUGAACGAGCUAGCCCAGAUUGUUAGCAGUACAGAUGGCUUGGGGUUGAUCCACGAGAGUAUCAACAGCUUCAACGAGAGUGACUGGACGAGGCAGUGGUUCUCGUGGGCGAAUGGGCUUUUUGGACAGAUGAUUCUGGACCUGGAGGAGCGCAAGCCAGAGAUUCUCGAAACCAGUUUUCAGUAG